Molecule: messenger RNA, 8547 nt
Organism: Symbiodinium sp. CCMP2592
Lineage: Eukaryota; Dinophyceae; Suessiales; Symbiodiniaceae
Source: the annotation of a GenBank genome assembly
AUGGCAGCGGCCACCGAAACUUUGGAGAGGCAGCAGGCUUAUGGCUGGCAGCCGCUACCGCCGCAUCUGGCCAUGCAGUUGCUGUCCGCCUGCCUCUCCUUGCAAACGCCUGGACCGGUGGUUGCGGCAGCUGCAGUCAACUGGGCGCGCUACCUGCGCCAGCUCCCGAAGGUACCUUCGGCUCUGGUGGAGUUUGAGAGCUCUCCUCGGCCGGCAUCUCCGGCUCCUGGGAAGGCGGAAGUGGAGGCACUUCUUCGUGCUGCUCUCCUUGAUCUCCGCGUAACGUUGCCAUGUGCUGAUGCACCUCUCAUGGAGCAAGGCCUGGAUUCUCUGGCUGCCGUGGAGCUCCGAAACCGUCUCAGCAGGGCCUUGUGCAUGCCUGGCCUGCCAGCCACGAUGGUCUUCGACUACCCGACGGCGUCCAGCCUCGCAUCCUUUCUGAAGUCACGCAUGGAUCCAGCCGCCGCGGGACCGGGAGCUGUGCCAGAGGUGCUUCCGGCAGCAGCGCCUGCUCGACCGACUCGAUCACCGGGGAUCGGCCAAUCCGUUUUGCGCGCGGCAUCUUGUAUCCAAGUGCGGGGUCAAGAUGCAGUGCAUCAAGUACCCAUUGAGCGCUGGGACAUGAGCGCGUACUUUGGAGAGGAUCCGUCUCGCAGCUACAGCAGGCAUGGCAGCUUCAUUGAUGGCCUGGAGCUCUUUGACGCCGAUCACUUCGGCCUGUCGGCCUCGGAGGCGGCAGGGAUGGGCCCGGCUCAGCGGCAGGUCCUGGAGGUGGCGGCCGAAGCCUUGCACCUCCCGCCACAAGGCGGUCCGGACAUCGCUGUGGUGGUCGGUAGCACUCAGCACGACUGGAUGCUCCUCCAGGAGCCUGCAGCCUACACCUCGGUAUAUGGUGGCCUUGCCAUCAACGGAGCAGUCUUGGCCAACAGGAUCUCCUACAACUUUGCCCUGCGCGGUCCCAGCUUUGUCGUGGACACGGCCUGUUCCACUGCGCUAGUGGCCGUGGAUGCAGCAUGCAGGUACCUUCCAGACGUUGCGUCUGCACUCGUGGUGGCCGCCAACCUGCUGAUUGCGCCCCAGGUCUUUGUGCUGUACAGCCUCGCGCAGAUGCUCUCACGCGCCGGCCGCUGCUUCACCUUCAAUGCCACUGCAGAGGGCUACGUGCGUGGUGAGGGCAUCGCAGCACUCCAGCUGUCGGCAGAUGAAGCCAGACAUGCAGAAGGGCACUUGCUCGGCAGCGCUGUGAACAGCGAUGGUCGCAGUGCGAGCUUCACAGCACCCAGUGGCCGGGCACAAGAGGAGAUGCUCCUUGCCGCCCUGGCAGCCUGCAGUCGUUCUGCCGCGCCGAGCAUCGUGGAGUGCCAUGGCACCGGCACCGCCUUGGGAGAUCCGAUCGAGGUGGGAGCGCUCCACCGGGUGUUCAGGUUGCGAGCAGGGCCUGUGCUUCUCAGCUCCUCGAAGACAGGGCUCGGACAUGGCGAGGCCUUGGCAGGAGUGGCCAGCCUAUUGCGACUCUUCGCACCAUGUGCGGCGCCGUCGAAUCAUCUCCAGGUGAUGAACACGCACUUCGACCCGCGCUGUGCGGACAGUUCUGGCUGCUUGGUGUUUGCCUCAGAAGCGGUAGCGGCCCGGCGAGAGCGAGGAGCAUCGUCCUUUGGAUUUGGAGGUACAAACGCGCAUGUGAUUGUGCGGACUGGGGCUUCCGCGCCUCCAGCCAGGCGACUGCAGCUUCGAUCCCUGCCGUUCCCGUGGAAGGCCGCUCCGGCGGUGCUAGACGGGAAGCUCUUCGAUGUGCAAUGGACGGAGUGGCGAGCGGUUGAGGAGAAGCCACCGCCUCUGAAAGACAGCGACAGGUUGAUCGUGGCCCUCUUGCCGCCGGACCUGAAAGAUGUGCGUUUGCUCAGCAGCGACAUUCGGCGCCGGAGCCCCGUGGAAUCAGCGGAGGAGGACUUCGGGAGCCUGCCUGCCAAUCUGGCUGCCGAGGUGAAGUCUCGCAGUUCCUCGCUGGUUCUCUUCCUGAGGCGCUCUGGGACGGAUGCAGGGCUGCUGGCUGAAGAGAUUUUCGAGCUCCUAGCCCUCAGCGCUGGGCUCUGCCGCAGCCGUGCGCGCGCAGAGCUCGUGGUGGUGUCUCAGCGAUGUGCAUUGGCUGGCAUCCCUGGGGAGGGCUCCCCCGCUGCAGCAGCUCUUUGGGGAUUGGCCCGGUCCUUGCGGCUGGAGGCUCCGUGGGUUCGCGUGCGGCUCUUGGACACGGACGGACCCGAAGAUCUGGAGCAGCUGUUGCCGUUAUUGUUGAACCAGGAGGCUGAGCUGGAAUGUGCUUACCGCCGAUGCAAUGCACACGUUGUGGUUCCGCGUCUGCGACCCCUGCCAGCUUUUGAUGGCACUCCGCCGUGGCCUCCUUUGCGCGGUUGGCACUUGGUUUCCGGUGGCACAGGAGGAAUCGGCCUGCUGGCUGCACAGGCUCUGGCACGGCAGGCGGAGGGCCUGGUGCUCCUCUCCCGGCGAGGAGUCAUAGCAAAGCAGGAGCAUGCGCUCUUCGAGGAACUGGAAGGUCGACUGCAGAGAAAGCUGCAGAGGGUUCGCGCGGACGUGUCCAACCUGGAGGCCAUGGAGGCUGUAAUGCAGCAACUGCCGGAGCUGGCUGGAGUGGUUCACGCCGCACAGGCCCCGUUGGGCUACCGAGACUUGGCAGGACAGUCACGCGCAACUUUCCUGGGCGAGUACUCUGUCAGGGCUUUGGGUGCAUGGGUGCUGCACCGCACAACUUUGACGAGGCAUUCGCUGCGGAGCUUCGUGGGCAUCACAUCCCUAAAUGCGUUGUUGGGACAGGGCUCCAAUGCUGCCAUUGCGACAGCCAAUCUGGUGGUGGACGGCCUGCUGGCACAGAGAAGGGCCCAAGGUUUACCAGGGCUUUCUCUUCAGUUCUCGCGUGUUGCCGACGUGGGGUCCAACGCGAAGCAACCCUUACGCUAUGCCAGUGCCGUCUCUGCAAUCCGCGAACUGUCGUUCCAGAACUGUGCAGCUUUCCUUCGGGCCAUGCUGGUCGCGACGGGCCCGCCUCGUGUGCCGGUUCUGCUGGCUGAUGUGGACUGGAGGGCUUUUCAGGACCAGAUCGGUCUGCAGCUUCCGGCACUUCGUGAUUUAGGGCGUGGCGUCGAGUGGGGAGCAGGGUGCCAUCAGGACGCACACAAUUAUCAGUCUCUGGCAGCCCCCGUGGCCGUGGUUGGUGCCGGUUUUGGCGGCCUCUCUGCGGCCCGCGAGCUGCAGCGACGAGGAAUCGAUUUCCGCAUCUUCGAGAAGCAGGGAGCACUCGGUGGUUCCUGGCGUUCCAUGGCGAACCGCACUUCGAAAGCCCAGAUUGAGCGGGGCACCUACCACCUGGGCCUGGCGGACGGCGAGUGUACGGCCAAGCUGCCAAACUAUACCCCGAGAGAUGCCAUGCUGGAUCAUGCUCAGGAGUUUGCGUCGCAUCACCGAAUCCUUGACCAUUGCCGUUUCCGUGCUGAAGUGGUUCAAGUUGACAUGGAGGCCCCCGGCACCUACAACGUGGGGUGGCAGUCUCCGGAUGGACUCCGGCAUCACGAAGGCCCGUUUGCGGCAGUCAUGGUCUAUCCGGGCUUCUUGCCGAAGCCGCGAGACGAGCCCCUUCCCGAGGAACGGCGCUUCCAGGGCCGCAUUGCUUUGGGUGUGGCCGACGACCUGUUGGACUGGGGAGACUGGAGGCAUGUGCUCAUCCUCGGGCACGGCGCCUUCGCCGUGGAGAGCACCCGGACCGCUGCGGAGGCAGGGGCAGCUUCCGUGACCAUGUUGUGCCGGAGGCGGAAUCUGGUCCUUCCACGUGUCGCUGCCUGGUUGGUGGAUGGAAGCGGGCCUGGUGCUGAGCUCGGCAUGGACGCGCUGCUACACAUCUCGCAGCCGAUGUAUGAGCUCGUGGGCUUGUCUGCGCAGCAAAAGGAGCAAGCCUUGCGCAGGAGUAUUCUGGCUGAUCCGAGAGGGAAGGUCAUGUCGCAGUCCAACCCGGCCAUCUCCGAUGUCUACUUUCUGUUGCAGGCACUGGGAGUGUUGGAGGUGGUCGUCGGCCAACUGGCCGAGUUGCUUCCCAGAAGUGCCAGGUUGAGCCUGGAAGGAGGCGGACGCUCUCGCACGGUGGACUGCAGCAUGGUGGUGAAAUGCUUGGGCUGGGAUCACUCUGCGCAGGACGCCUUAAAUCGGGGUCUACAGGUGCAGAGCCUGCGAGGUUUCUGGAUCAACGGGGACCCACGGCGCUUCGUCUUCAAGUUCGCUUCGCGGACGGACGGAGCGAGGAGUCUCGCAACACUGUCCUUUUUCGUCCAGCUGCAGAAUGCACACGACGCCUUCUUUCACUUCCUGCAGAGGCCCGGGGAGUUGGAGGACACGAUUGGAGGGCUUCCGACGUCGCCGAGUCUGGCCGAGGACCUGGGUUCGACUUUCGUUGGUCAGACGCUGCUUGCUUUGGGACGAGGUGUCCCAGGAUUGGCCGUAUCUCAGCGGAACGUCGCCAGAAUGAAGGCAGCCCGCAUGCAACGGGUGCAUCCGGCAGAUCGGUUUCUCGAGGAGCUCCAGGAGGAGUGGAAGCAGUACCAACAACGGCUGCGGCCUGGAUUGCCAGCUCUCCAGUAUCCGUACUCACUCCUGGAAGUCGAACAUAUGCUUGCGGAAAGCCAGCAGAGAUCAGCUGCUUACGAGGCAGCUCGGCCUGCAGAUCAACCCCUUGCGAAGGCACGCGACCGACAAACACUCAAAGUGGAGAUCUCGCAGCAGGCGCUGGAGACUGCCAUCUUGAGUGCCACUGCAGCCGCCUUGGGCACGGCCACGGAGCUUUCUGCUGACACGCCGCUGCUGGAUCUGGGCUUGGAUUCCCUGGCACAGAUCGACUUGCGGCAGGCUUUGGCGAAAAGGCUGGGGGAUCCGGCUUCGCGGCUGUUAUCAGCCUCCCUGCUGUUCGACUAUCCAACUGCCCGCAGCAUGGCGACCCUACUUAUGGGGCAGCUUGAUGCGGAGCGCGAACCGGAGGAUGUCAAUGCGACGGCUGCAGCGGCCACGACGCAGCUGUCGACUCAAGCGACCACCGGCGAGCCGAAAUCCGAGAGUCCUGCAGACAGCAGCGGGCAGUACCAGCCAAAGCAGAGGGCACUUCCUGAGGCGAUCGUUCCCCGCGCGGAUCCCGCACGCGUGCUGGUGCCGACGAGCUGGUCGGACGGCCGUCCGUGCCGCCUCCUCUUCCUGCACGGUGCACGCUGCGAUGCGGCGACGACGCGAAGCUUUCUGGAGGCGACUGCUUGGUCUACCCUGAAGCGCCGCGAGGGCGCCAAGGUGCCCCUGUUUGAGAUCGGCCUGGUCGAUGCACCGCAUGCGGACGUGGCGGACCCCAAACUCUUUGAGAGUGCCGUUCGCGCAGGCUGGUAUGACCCCGAGGGCGUCUACAGGCAGUGGCGCCUGCCCAACGAAGCAGGCGAUACCGGGCAAUGGGCGGAGAGCCUGUCUCUGAUUUCGCAUGUUUGGCGCCAGUGGGGGCCUUUCGAUGGCGUCGCCGGGCUGUGCGAGGGCGCCUCUGCAGCUGCCCUGGCACUGCUCUCCGGUGCCAUGCAGCCGCCUCCGCGUCUCCUGAUUUCCAUAGGCGGCUAUGCCGCCCCUGCGCAGCUUUGCAGCGACCUGUAUCGGCAAACUGCAGGCGUUCCAUCCUUUCACUUCGUUGGGAUUGAGGAGGAAAGUCCGGCACAGGCCUUUCCGGGCCUUCCUUGCUGGGAUGGCGCGUUCAAGGAAAGGAUGGACAUCGAUGGCAGCCACCGGCUUCCUGAGCUGCAUGGUCCCGCUGCAGCAGCGCUGCGCCGAUUCGUGGCGCUAGCCCAGGGGGAGGCAGACCAUGCAGAUGGUCGGGAACAGAGGGCUGAGCUCGACCCUCCGGAAGCGACCUUUAUGGAUCAGCGACGGCUGCAAUCAGAAAUUCUUCAGGCGAUUGCACGGGUGCGCCCAGCUUCUCGCACCCAUCUACAGGCGGCAGCGAGCCGCCUUGAAUCCAGGACGCAGACAGCUGACGAUGAGGAGCUGUUGACCUCCCACCUUGCCGAAUUGGGCGUUGCCUCCCUGGAGUGGAUGCUCCUGCGGCAGAGCUUGCUGCAUUUGCUCCCAGGCAUUCCGAUCCCUCCAGAGCUCCUCUUCGAUGCACCGACCGUUGCAGAGCUUGUCCAAGGCUGCUUUACAGAGCAGCAUCCGAUCGGAGCCAUGGGAAACAUUUGCUACACGACCGGCACAGAUGGCAAAGGCUUCGAGUUCAGCUUUGCCAACAUUCGGGCUAUGCGCCGCAAGCGCGAGGAGAAGGCCUUGCGAAGUGCGGGUUCCGAGCUGAGCGAGCCCUACACAAUCGACUGGAGCAAAGCAAGGAGCACGAACUGGCAGUUUGAGGAGGUCAAGGGCCCAGGUUCCUUCUUCUACAAGUUCGCGCCGGUUAUCGACAAGGUUCAAGGCCCCAUCGAGGAAGGCCGGACGAAGCUGAGAGAAAGGCCCUCAGAAUUUGAGGGACUGAUGUACCAGACCAACAUGGUGGAUUGGCCCAAGGAUCAGCAAAAGUAUGACCUCAUAAAGCGCACAGAAAGUGGAUACAGGUUCAAGCCGGGAACAGAGCCCAACUUCACUUUCGUGCAGGCAAAGUAUAUGGCCCUCAAGCCUCAUUCAGAGAUCGGCGAGUUUGAGCGCGAUGCCUACACUGACAAAAUGCACUUCCGUGGCCAGCGCCUGGCUGCUGCAUGCCACCCCGGGCGUGGACAGGGUGUCUGUGAUGUGCCUCACAUCAAACUCAUCGGUGAGAUCCAUCCCAAUGAUAUCGUGCAGGGCUCCGUGGGAGACUGCUGGCUGCUCUCCGCCAUCUCUGCACUUUCGGAGUUCGAGGGUGCAAUCGCCAAGAUCUUCCGCAAAACGAACCAGAUCGAGCGUCUGCCUCGUGACGGGCCCACCAAGUACACCGUCACACUCUACGAUCUGAAGUCCUGGUCUCCUGUAGACAUCGAGAUCGACGAGCGCCUGUGCAUGCUGCCGGACGGGAGUGACCUGUUAGGUGCGCAUCCAAGCUACGAUGCCGAGCUGUGGGCCUGUUACCUCGAGAAGGCGGUUGCUAUCCACUGCGGUGGGUGGGACGAACUGGACGGAGGGCAAUGCCCCCAUGCUUGGCGCAUUUUAACUGGCUGCAACGACCAGUAUGUCUUCAUGGAUGAUGGAGACGGGUUCGAAUGUUGGGGCAAGUUCAAUCCCAACACAGAGACUUGGGAGCCCAUGGAGAACUCAAUCAAGAAAAGUUCCCAGACCAUUUGGCGCAUGGAUUGGCCAGAGGUGGGAGGAGGAGGGGACAAGCGGACAAAGUGCGGCCACAACGAGAUGUUUGAGCGCAUGUGCGCCUGGGACGAUCAGAACUACGUCAUGGCAGCUGGAACCAAGCCGGGCUCUGACACUAACACCACAGACGGGAUUGUGGAUGGCCAUGCCUAUACGGUCAUCACCUGCUUGAACGAUGUGGCCGGCACCACCCAUGAUCUGAUCAAGGUGCGCAAUCCCUGGGGUCGGGGCGAGUUCACCUCUGGCGAGUGGUGCGAUGACGGACCCGGAUGGAAGAAGCAUCCUGAGGUCCAACAGGUAUGCAAGCCUGUGAAUGCCAACGAUGGCGUGUUCUGGGUCAGCAAAGAAGAGUUCUUCAAGUAUUUCAAGACCGUCUACUUGUGUGCCACUGACAUGAAGAAGUCCCAACAGCUCCAGCGCCUCCGAACUCCCGUCGCCAGCGAGGCGAUUUUGGCUGGCGUGGCCUCUCAAAGUCCAGAGGUCACGUCAUUGCCACAGAAUCCACUCAUGAGGCCAGCAGGGGAAGCAGCUCCAGCCGAAGAUGGAAGGACGUCUGCAACGGUCCAUCCGACUGCCGUUCUGCGUGGUGAUGUAGACCUGGGUGAAGGAUGUGUCGUUGGCGAGCAUGCCAUCGUUGGGCCCAGGGUCCGGCUGGGAGCACGCUGCCGCAUUGCCGCCAUGGCGAUUGUGGAGGAAGAUGUGACCCUUGAAGAAGACUGCGAGGUCGGUUCCCGGGGCCUCCUGCGGGGCCCGUUGGUGGCAGGAAAGCGAAACCGGUUCGACGAGGGAUGCUGUAUUGGUUGUCACAGCCGGCUUUCGGGGGCGCUCCCGAACGGCCACGUCAGCAUCGGCGACGACUGUUUGUUCGAGAUUGGUUCCGUUGUGCUUGCGCCAAGAGGUCUCAACGGCAAGCCAGGGGUGACCCGAAUCGGGAACGGUGUUAUGGUCCAAUUGAAGGGUGAAGUCUCUCACGAUUGUGUUCUGGAAGACGGAGUCUUUCUGAAUGGAGAGCUGGCUGGAUACUGCCAUCUCAUGGCGAAUGCCAAGGUUGCCAAAGGCGCAGUCCUCCACCAGUUUACUACGGUUGGUACCAGCUCUUUUUGCACCAUGAUGACGAAGGUGCGUCACGAUGUUCUGCCUUUCUGUGUCAUGGACGAUGUCCUGCUGGUGGAUCGAGUGCGGGGCCAUGUCAUCGCGUAA